This is a messenger RNA of Cuscuta campestris, 616 nucleotides long. The record is from the annotation of a GenBank genome assembly. Lineage: Eukaryota; Viridiplantae; Streptophyta; Magnoliopsida; Solanales; Convolvulaceae.
AAUUAUUGGGUCGGGCCUGUUGAUGAAGUUUAGGCCCGAGUAUCCAAUCCCCAGAAUUUUAAGUAUGAUGAGCGAAUUUGGGGUUAGGGUUUUGGGCAAUUCGCUGCAGCACUCUCCACCCGAUCAAAAAUGUCGAAGAAGAACAAUUUGGCUCUCCGCAGAAAGCAACACGAAUUCGAUCUCCAAAGAGAGAAGCAAGCGAAGGAACAGAAGGAGAAGAAGCUACAAGCCAAAAAGGACAAGAUGAAAGUGGAUGGAAAGAGCAAGAAGAAAGGUGGCAGUAAAUUCAAAGUUGGGAAGAAGAAAUUGAAGACGAAAUUGACGCCAUUGGCAAAAGCCAAAGCUGCACAAGCUAUGGAGGUUGACAAUUAGGAGCACUUGUAAAAUGGUAUGAUCAUAUUUACAAUGUUUGGAGCAGUACUCAAUUAAGUUGUUAAUGAACUUAAUGGGAAGAUUAAUGUUGAAUUUUUCUUCGAUCUCCAUGUGUGUUUAUCUGGUUAAAUUUCCAUUUUUCGUCUAUUUCCAACGGAGCUCAAAGGCUCAUUAUUGUCAAUGUUUUAGUUUCAAGCACACAAUCAACUAAAUCAAAAUGGAACAAUAAACUUCUCUUGUUUUU